AUUUCGAAAACUUAUCGACAAGGUGAAAGAAAUCAAGUUCGCAAAUCAAAUCAGUUUGACUUUAGCGAGAAAAAAGAAACGAUUAAAAUUAAAGUCGUUUCUGCAGGAGACUAUUGUGAAAUUCUAGCUUUACUAAUCAAACAAAUUAACAAAAAACUCGAUAUGGCUGCUGUUAUUCGUGUUAAACGUCGUAUCGAUGAACAACCACAAAAUGCAUUUGUUCUCAAGAAACGCAAGACUGAUGACCUUUCAAACAAUCACCAACAUUCGAGUUUGCUAUCAACCAGCUGCGAAACGAAUACAAUCUUGAAAUUUGCUGGAACCGUUGAUAGCCAGGACGAUUGCAUUACAAGUCACAUUUCCAAAUUAACCAAAGAUGAAGCGAAAUCAUUAGCAACUAAGACAAGAGUGCCAACAAAUCCAACCGACCGUUGUCGUGACGAGACAAAACAAAAUUCACAGGAAAAUCGCUUCAAAAUCGUAAACUGCUAUCGAGCUGCGGACGAAGGGCAUGGCGAAGAGUCGAAAGGUAUUACUGUCGUCGAUGUUGAGAGUAAUACACCAGCUAAAGAUGAUAGCGCACAAUCACUGCCAACAUUAUCUCCGUCGUCGUCCACGGCCGUUACAUCAAGCCAACAACAGGAUGCACAACAAUCGACAUCCAACGAUUUCGUUUACGAUAUUUAUCUAACCGACACAAACGAUCUGACUGAAAUGGACACCAAUUUGGUGAACGACUUAUUAAGUGUCUACCCGUUGAACGAUGACCUAUACGCCGGAAGAUAUGGCGGCAAUGGCUACAACGAUGAAUCAGACACAUACUCCGAAGAUUCGAAUAGCGAAAGUCAUUGGCGCAAUGAAUAUCCCGACGAAGACGACGAAGGCGAUGACAAUGAAAGUGUCGGCGAAAGAGAAAUGAUGCGAGCUGUAAACAACCUCGAUAUCGACGACGAUCUAUCUGAUGAUGACAGCAUCGGUUCAGCAUCAGCUGAUGAUGUUAAUCGAUUUGGCACUGCCUAUGCUAAAUAUAAAAAGCGCGUUCUGAAUCGACAUAACUAUUUCGAUGGCGUUGUCGACGACGAUGGUGAUUAUAUGAGUGAGUUAAGUUGUAGUGAUGAUUCAGAUUAGCGGAUUGACUGUCGUCGGUGUCGUAUAACUGUUACCUCAACUUUUAUAAAUUGUUUAAGAGCCAAUAUUAUUAAUAAAAAAAGCUUUGAAUA
Messenger RNA from Bradysia coprophila, 1220 nucleotides. It is a transcript of the gene fs(2)ltoPP43, whose product is annotated as female sterile (2) ltoPP43. Gene Ontology annotation, biological process: developmental process. The record is from RefSeq and is a predicted model, not a curated record. NCBI's taxonomy places the organism in Eukaryota, Metazoa, Arthropoda, Insecta, Diptera, Sciaridae.